This is a messenger RNA of Bactrocera tryoni, 2015 nucleotides long. Its product is annotated as acyl-CoA Delta(11) desaturase-like. The record is from RefSeq and is a predicted model, not a curated record. Gene Ontology annotation, molecular function: iron ion binding; stearoyl-CoA 9-desaturase activity. The transcript has 4 exons. NCBI's taxonomy places the organism in Eukaryota, Metazoa, Arthropoda, Insecta, Diptera, Tephritidae. Bases 1 to 1134 code for a protein of 377 amino acids. Gene Ontology annotation, cellular component: endoplasmic reticulum membrane. Gene Ontology annotation, biological process: unsaturated fatty acid biosynthetic process.
AUGCCACCAAAUGCCACAGCAAAUACACAAUCGAUAACCAACUCUUUGGUUAACGGAGAUGGUGAUGAUGCGAAAUCACUGACUGAUAACUCCACAGGUGUACUCUUCGAACAGGAUGCAGAAACCUACGAUGGUGGCCUUGUGAAGGACAUUGAAAAAUUUAAAAAAGCCGAAAAACGAAGACUCAAGCUUGUUUGGAGAAAUAUAAUCGUAUUCGCCUACGUACAUCUAGCUGCUGUAUAUGGUCUAUGGCUAAUGAUGACAUCGGCCAAAUGGCAAACUAUUACUUGCGCCAUCUUGUUAUAUGUUAUCUCCGGGCUGGGUAUUACCGCGGGUGCACAUCGCCUUUGGGCUCAUCGCUCCUACAAAGCCAAAUGGCCACUGCGCGUUAUUCUAAUGAUCUUCAACACAAUCGCUUUCCAGGAUGCUGCCUACCAUUGGGCACGUGACCAUCGUGUGCAUCACAAAUAUUCGGAAACGGAUGCUGACCCACAUAAUGCCACUCGUGGUUUCUUUUUCUCACACAUCGGCUGGCUAUUGUGCAAGAAACACCCUCAAGUCAAAGCCAAAGGUAAAGGAAUGGACUUGUCCGAUCUACGCGCUGAUUCGGUUUUGAUGUUCCAAAAAAAAUAUUACAUGAUUUUGAUGCCAGUUCUAUGUUUUUUGAUACCAACACUGAUUCCGAUGUAUGCUUGGAAUGAAAAAUUCGUAAAUUCCUGGUUUGUUGUUGCUAUGUUCCGUUGGUGUUUCACCUUAAACGUAACUUGGUUGGUUAAUAGCGCAGCCCACAAAUUUGGUGGUAAACCCUAUGACAGAUUUAUCAAUCCAUCCGAAAAUAAAUCAGUAGCUCUUUUCGCAUUCGGUGAAGGCUGGCACAACUAUCAUCAUGUAUUCCCAUGGGAUUACAAGACCGCUGAACUUGGUGAUUAUUCGCUGAAUUUAACCACGGCUUUCAUUGACUUCUUCGCCAAAAUCGGUUGGGCAUACGAUCUAAAGCAGGUGUCUCAUGACAUUAUCGAAAAGCGUGUUAAACGUACGGGCGAUGGUACACAUGCCACUUGGGGUUGGGGCGAUAAGGAUCAAUCCAAAGAAGAAAUGGCGGAUGCGUUAAUUACACACAAAAAAGCUGAAUAAAAUAUAUACGGUACGUCCAGCAACGAGCGGCAGAUCAAAGUGAGCGUGUGUGUAUGUGAGAAGAUAUUGAUAAAUCUGUUGGAAAAUUUUGUGUGGGUGAAAUAUCAGCGAAACUAAUAUAGAGUGGCUGGUGGAGUAGUCAUCUCUUAGGUAAUAUUAAUACAAAACCUGUAUAUGAAUAAUGUAGUGUUGUGUGUGGAGUUUUCAAACAAUAUCGUACAAACAAUAUGGCAUGGCGUCAAAGAGCUUAACAAGAUACGUUUUGGUUUUUGCAAUCUAAACUAAAAAAAUAUUACACUCAAGUAAACUAACAGAUCAAUUUCUUUUAUACAUACAAAGAUAUGUAUGAGCACUUGAAAAUUGUAUUAAUUAAUUUUUUUCCAUAACGUGUCUUGAAAUUUAAUAAUUAUACCGAGGGUCUCAUGUUCCCAGAAUUGUAUGCUAGCACAUAAGUAUGUAAAAUAAGUAGGCAAUUGCCUCCAGAAAUAGCGUACCUAUAUGCUUAACGAAUAUCUGAUGCAGUCAUACCCACUAGUGAUACCAUAUAAUUAGAAAAUAGAAGCGAAUUAAUUUAGAAAUAAAAUAAAAAUCGCCAGUUUAUUACUAAGUUCAAAUUCUGUAUUGCAUAAAUGAAUAUGAAAUGUUUAUAAAACUUUUAAAUGCAACAGGUGAAUUAAUGAUAUUUAAAGCGCUAAACACCACACAGCACACGCUAUUUAAAAACUACCAAAAAUGGGGUUAUUAGUAUUUAUAAAUAAAAACAGAAAAUAUUAUAUAAAAUAUGUUAUUUCUAAAAAAUAUAAAUAUAAACUAUUACAUAUAAAUUGUUGAGUAAUACUAAAAAAAAUACAAACGACUAUUUUUUAGCAUUCUUAAAGUGA